CCAACUUUUCUUCUUGCAUGAUUUCCCUCGCACGGAUUUGCUACUCGGAUGUUGUUUCCUCGGGAGCUGAGCUCGGAGCCACGUUGAACCAGCCUUUUCCUCCAGUGCUAUGACAGGCAAACUACUGGAGAAGCUGCCGGGGACCAUGAACACUUUGAUGAACCAAUUGCCUGACAAUCUGUACCCAGAGGAGAUCCCCAACUCUUUGAAUAUCUUCUCCAGCACCAGCGACUCGGUGGCUCACUACAACCAGAUGGCUGCAGAUAAUGUUAUGGACAUUGGCUUAGCGAACGAAAAGGCCGGUCAGGAAUUGUCCUCCUACUCGGGCACUUUUCAACCCGCCCCGGGCAACAAGACUGUCACCUACCUGGGGAAAUUCGCUUUCGACUCGCCCUCCAACUGGUGCCAGGACAACAUCAUCAGCCUGAUGAGCGCCGGCAUCCUGGGGGUGCCGCCGUCCUCGGGCGCGCUCACCAGCACGCAGAGCUCGGCGGGCAGCAUGGGGCCGCCGCAGGGCGAGGUGGACCAGAUGUACCCCGCGCUGCCGCCCUACUCCUCCUGCAGUGACCUCUACCCAGAGCCCGUCUCCUUCCACGACCCCCAGAGCAACCCUGGUCUCACCUAUUCCCCCCAGGAUUACCAGGCGGCCAAGCCCGCCUUGGACAGCAACCUCUUCCCCAUGAUCCCAGACUAUAACCUCUACCACCACCCCAACGACAUGGGCACCAUCACGGAGCACAAACCCUUCCAGAGCUUGGACCCCAUCCGCGUCAACCCGCCCCCCAUCACCCCGCUGGAGACCAUCAAGGCCUUCAAGGACAAGCAGAUCCACCCGGGUUUCGGGGGGCUGCCGCAGCCACCCCUCACCCUCAAGCCCAUCCGACCCCGCAAGUAUCCCAACCGGCCCAGCAAGACGCCGCUCCACGAGCGGCCCCACGCCUGCCCGGCCGAGGGUUGCGACCGCCGCUUCUCCCGCUCCGACGAGCUCACCCGCCACCUCCGCAUCCACACGGGCCACAAGCCCUUCCAGUGCCGCAUCUGCAUGCGGAGCUUCAGCCGCAGCGACCACCUCACCACCCACAUCCGCACCCACACCGGCGAGAAGCCCUUCGCCUGCGAGUUCUGCGGCCGCAAGUUCGCCCGCUCCGACGAGCGCAAGCGGCACGCCAAGAUCCACCUCAAGCAGAAGGAGAAGAAGGCCGAGAAGGGCUCUGGUGGGCAGCCCCCCGCCGCGCCCCCCGCCGCCGCCGCCACCACCUCGCCCCCCGUCGCCCUCGCCCCCGCCGUCACCACGUGCGCUUGA
Pseudopodoces humilis (Tibetan ground-tit) is the source of this 1303-nucleotide messenger RNA. It is a transcript of the gene EGR3, whose product is annotated as early growth response 3. Gene Ontology annotation, biological process: regulation of transcription by RNA polymerase II. Lineage: Eukaryota; Metazoa; Chordata; Aves; Passeriformes; Paridae. Gene Ontology annotation, molecular function: DNA-binding transcription factor activity, RNA polymerase II-specific; RNA polymerase II cis-regulatory region sequence-specific DNA binding. The record is from RefSeq and is a predicted model, not a curated record.